This is a messenger RNA of Mollisia scopiformis, 300 nucleotides long. RefSeq lists its product as uncharacterized. The record is from RefSeq and is a predicted model, not a curated record. The transcript has a single exon. The coding region runs from base 1 to 300 and encodes 99 amino acids. NCBI's taxonomy places the organism in Eukaryota, Fungi, Ascomycota, Leotiomycetes, Helotiales, Mollisiaceae.
AUGUACAAAAUUGCUGACGAAAUGACGAAGGAAGAACGCACACGAUAUAAAGAUGAGGGUCUUUGCGGCAAGAUGUCCCAGCUGAAGGAUGAGUGCGAUUGGUUGGCCAAUGUCCCUGCUUUGGAAAAGCUACUGGCUAUCUUUGAGUUCGUAGGGCAAGACCAAGAUUUUGGACGUAUUAUCUCUGUGGUGGAAGCCACAAGUCCUCGAGCUAGGAAGAGAAGAAGGCAGGCAUAUUACCAGUCUUCCACUGGUGGACGAAGCAUAUUUCAGCUACCUCUUCGAGGAUCCGGCUCGUAG